AUGGCUUUACCGGUACGGAUUUUGUCUCGCUGCAAAGAUGGCUUAAAGCUUGGCAGCAUCAGAUACGCAAGUUCGACACCCUAUGCUGAGACAAGGAAAAACUUAGUUCUCACAAGCGAGACUAAAGUCAUCGUACAAGGUUUCACUGGCAAACAGGGUACCUUCCACAGCCAGCAAGCUCUUGAUUAUGGCACCAAUAUCGUGGGAGGUGUGUCACCAAAGAAAGCUGGUAGCGAACAUCUCGGAAAGCCUGUAUUUGGUUCCGUCAAGGAUGCUAAGGAAAAGACAGGUGCCGAAGCUACCGUUAUCUAUGUCCCACCUCCCGGGGCAGCGGCAGCUAUCCUAGAAGCCAUUGAAGCUGAAAUGCCCCUGAUUGUGUGCAUCACAGAGGGAGUACCGCAACAUGACAUGGUACGCGUUAAACAUGCCCUGCUCCGUCAGAACAAGUCUCGCCUGGUAGGUCCAAACUGCCCCGGUAUUAUCGCUCCUGAGAAGUGCAAGAUCGGUAUUAUGCCAGCCGCGGUGCACAAAAAAGGUUGCAUUGGUGUUGUGUCACGUUCAGGCACAUUGACCUAUGAAGCCUGCCAUCAGACCACUGUUACUGGCCUAGGUCAAACGCUUUGUGUCGGUAUCGGCGGUGACCCCUUCAACGGAACCGAUUUCAUUGAUUGCCUUGAAGUGUUUUCUGAAGGACCCAGAGACUAA
Messenger RNA from Danaus chrysippus (African queen), 705 nucleotides. The record is from the annotation of a GenBank genome assembly. Lineage: Eukaryota; Metazoa; Arthropoda; Insecta; Lepidoptera; Nymphalidae.